UUGAGAUAUUUAACAACAUUUUAUUUCUGCUGGGGAGGGGUAAGGCUGUUUAAGUCAGAUUGUUAGAACAAUGAAAGAAGGUGUAGUCAAUUCAGCUUUUGUCAGCAAUGAAAACCUCCAACUACACAGAGACGAUGAACAGAAACCACAUGAAAAAGCACAUGAGGAGGAGUUUUCUGAAGGUCCAUGUGGCUGGAGUAAUUUCACUCCAAGCUGUUUGCAAUGCUGCAACAAUGCCAAAGGAUUUGUUUUCAUCUUUGGCUUGCUUGUGAUUGUUCAAAAAAACGACACUGUUCCUGCCACUAACAGAAGUGAAGACAGCUGCAGCACCUCCAGCCUGUCAGCACUCUCUAACUACUUCUAUGUUUUUAUACUGGGGCACCUGAUUAUGGGGGUUGGAGGGACCUCGAUCUACACUCUGGGAAUUGCUCAUAUAGAUAUCAGUGUCCCGUCUGAGAAAUCUUCACUGUAUACAGGUGUUGGUUAUAUGAUGACAAUAUUGGGUGUCGCACUUGGAUACAUUGUGGGUGGGCAGUUACUGAAUAUCUAUGUUGACGUGGAUCAACUACAAGAUGUUGCCCUAAGUCCAGAAGACCCUCGCUGGGUUGGUGGAUGGUGGAUUGGAUAUCUGAUAGGUUUGCCUGCAGCGUGGCUCCUUAUUGUGCCUUUCUUGGGUUUCCCAAAACAUCUACCAGGAACUGCAAAGAUCCAUGCAGAAAAGGUGUCGCAGGUGCAUCAUGAUGGGAGUGAAGAUAUCGUGAAAGAGAAAGAUGUAGGCAAAAGUUUUAAGGAUUUUCCUUUGUCUUUAAAGCUCCUGCUGAAGAAUCCAGUGUUCAUGUGUUUAACCUUAACUGCCACUUCAGAAGGAAUGACUUCCUUUGGCACAUCAAUAUUUUUCACCAAAUUUAUUGAAAAUCAGUAUGGAAAGACAGCAAGCAUUUCAUCUUUGAUUGCAGGAUGUGUUAUAAUUCCCGGAGCAGCAAUUGGACAAGUACUUGGAGGGCUGGUGGUUUCUAAAUUCAAAAUGAAAUGCAAACAGACCAUUAGGCUGGCUAUAGCCACAUCGUUUGCUUCAUUGAUGUUUUCUGCUUGUUAUGUCUUAGCUAAAUGUGACAACCCUGAAUUCGCUGGCAUUUCAGUUGAAAAUGGAGCAACAGGGAAUCUGUCUGCCCCGUGUAAUGCCAACUAUAACUGUGACCGCUCCCACUACAACCCUGUCUGCGGGGUGAAUAAUGUUCAGUAUUUUUCACCCUGUCAUGCAGGGUGUAAAGAUCAUGUUCUGCUGAGUAAAACUGAGGUUUAUUACAACUGUUCCUGCAUUGAAGAUACCCAUAACACUUCUGAAUCAAAGGCUUAUUCAGGAAAGUGUGCAACAAUGUGCAAUAAAUUGCCUAUAUUAAUGGUGUUAAUGCUGAUUGCGGGUAUUAUUACCUGCAUGACAUCAACUCCUGUCAUUACUGCUGUUCUCUGGUGUGUGCCUGAGAAACAGCGUUCCUUUGCACUCGGGGUCCAGUGGGCCUUCAUAAGGUUGCUGGGUGCUAUACCUGCACCUAUCUUAUUGGGUAGUGCAAUAGACCAUUCUUGCAUCCUGUGGGAUAAUAGCACACCUGGAAGCAAAGGCGCAUGUUUGAUGUAUGACAAUCUCAAAUUGGCCUCCACUUUUUCAUUGUUCAGUGCAGCCUUCAAACUGAUAUCUGGUAUUUUUAUUGUGGUGGCAUAUUUCCUGUAUAAACCGCCACCAGGAAAAGAUGAGUCUAAUGACAAAUCUUCAUCUACAACUUUACCUAAUUGAUACAUUUAGCCAUUGCCUAGUUGUUACAUGCAUUGCACCUGGUUGUUAGUGGUAUUUUAUUUUAGUUUUUAAAAAAAGUUAUGAUGGUUUUGUAUUAAUGAAUAUAAUUGUUAUUUGGGCUUGUCCACCUUGCAGAUGGGGCUACAUUUGCAAUGGAAACUUGGAUACGAUCUGUGUUACAAACAGAAUUCCCUCCUCUGAGGUACAAAGAAAAGAAAACAAAUAAAUGAAAAAAAAUCUUUAAAAAAUGCAUUUAAAAGUGUAUUUGAUACUGCUGGCAACCAAAUAACAUUGUGUGCCUACUGCAAAAAUAAAUUGAUAUUGUGUGUCCACUGCAAGAAUAUAUGUAAUUAAACAGUGUGGCAGGGCAGAGGGCAGAGGGCAGGGCAAAUGUAUAGAUUGUUUGUAGGUUCUAUUUCUGUAAAUUUAAGUUGAAUGUAUUUUAAAUGUACGUUUGGCAGGGAUGGGGUUAAAAUCCCACCCCUGCCAAAUCCAUGUGUAGAAUGUGGAGGAUUUAGUUGUUAGUUGUUUAGAGAAAGGACUGGGAGCAGCAGUUUGGGCUCACUGUUGUUGCACCUAGCUAGCCUUUGCUUGGGUGUUUUGAUUUAUUUUGUAUUUUUGUUGAACUGUUUUUGUUUCAUUGUUUAGUAAAAGCACUUUAAACAGCAAUCUCCUGUUUUCUGCGUCUGCUAGCCCCGUCUAUACAGUAGCUGCCUUGACCACCCAGAUAUCCCUUCCACUGACAUGGGCAGCAGUGUGGAGUAGUGGUUAGGGCUCUGGACUCUUGACCGGAGGGUCAUGGGUUCAAUCCCCGGUGGGGACACUGCUGCUGUACCCUUGAGCAAGGUACUUUACCUAGA
This is a messenger RNA of Acipenser ruthenus (sterlet), 2652 nucleotides long. Its product is annotated as solute carrier organic anion transporter family member 4C1-like. Bases 71 to 1792 code for a protein of 573 amino acids. Lineage: Eukaryota; Metazoa; Chordata; Actinopteri; Acipenseriformes; Acipenseridae. The record is from RefSeq and is a predicted model, not a curated record. Gene Ontology annotation, cellular component: membrane. Gene Ontology annotation, biological process: transmembrane transport; sodium-independent organic anion transport. Gene Ontology annotation, molecular function: protein binding. The transcript has 12 exons.